Messenger RNA from Aplysia californica (California sea hare), 921 nucleotides. Its product is annotated as mediator of RNA polymerase II transcription subunit 4. The record is from RefSeq and is a predicted model, not a curated record. Gene Ontology annotation, cellular component: mediator complex; core mediator complex. Lineage: Eukaryota; Metazoa; Mollusca; Gastropoda; Aplysiida; Aplysiidae. The transcript is spliced from 6 exons. Gene Ontology annotation, biological process: regulation of transcription by RNA polymerase II. Gene Ontology annotation, molecular function: transcription coregulator activity. The coding region runs from base 11 to 889 and encodes 292 amino acids.
AUUAACAAAGAUGGCGUCAGAAUCAAGCACCCGGCAAAGGAUUCACGGAGUUAUCGAUGACUUGGAAGUCAUUUCCAAGGAAUUAAUAGAGCAAGUUGCUCUGCCCAAGUCUCAGAAGAAAGUGGAUGCUCCAGACACUGCUGACCUGAUGAGUUUGUUGAUUGGAAAAGACCAUGAACUGAAAGAGCUGAUCAAGACAGCUGAGGAACAAGAGAAAGUUCAAAAAGUGAUAGAUGCUUUGAAAGCUGAAGUUACAAAGAGGGACAAUGAAAUCAGGCAGCUGCAGAGAGCACUGAAGGAAGCGGAAACUAUCAUGGCCACUGCUGUUUACCAAGCCAGGCAAAAACUGGCCGCAGUCCGACAGGCUAAAGUGAACAAAGUGCCCUCGGAAGACCUCAUUAAGUACGCGCACAGAAUCAGCGCCAGCAACGCUGUUGCUGCGCCUCCGACCUGGGGCCCAGGGGACCCGCGGCGCCCGUAUCCAACUGACCUAGAGAUGCGACACAGCUUUAUUGCCAUGGGAACCUUCCCAGAAGCCUCCUCCUCCACUCCUACCACCGGUCCCGGCUCGCUGACCCGACUCUACUCACAGGAAGCCCAGCCGGCGUCGCACCACCACCACCACCCCUCCACCCCGCAGCAGUCCUCCCUGGCUCACCACCACCACCAGCCGCCCCACCACCACCCCUCCUCUCAGUCUCAACAGCCGUCGUCAGCGUCUUCAUCGCAAGGCCUUCCUCCGCCCUUCUCCUGGCAGCCGUCGCAGGAGAACCCCGUGACCUUAGGCUCGCACGGCCUCGGGGACAGCCUGAAGGGACACUCGAAGGAAGAGGAUGACGUGGAGCUGAUGUCUACGGAAUCUUCUAGUAGCAGUUCCAGCGACGAGUGAAAUGGGAAAUCAUUGGACUCUUUUAUUUUUGA